AUGCCUCCGGGGCCUGUUCGCCGCCCCUUGGCGGAGGCCCCUUUCCGCCCUGCCGUCAUGUUCUGCCUGAAAUGCCUCAGAACUUCGGUCAAGAACUACGUUGCGGGGUCUGGUGUGCAGUUUGAGCCUAACUGCUGUUUCGACGCCGUCUCUUCAGUGAAAUGCCGGCAGUGCGCCGCGCGGAAGUCCAAUUGCAUCCCGACGGCGACGGGAAUGCUGGGAAACGCGUCCGAUUUGGCGGAGAUUCUGCGCUGGGCUGCGUAUUUUUGGGACACUGAGCAGGAGGGCAUCUGGGAUCCAGCGUUUCGCGUGCCUGUCGGCAACUUUACUGCUGCGCUUGCAGCAAAGUUCGCUGACGCGGAGAAGGCCCACAGGGUCGAGCACCACGUCUCUGCCGCGACCAAGAAAGCAAUGGUGAAACACGCCGCCGCGUAUCGUGGUUUUGUUGUUGAGCGUCGCACCCUUGCUGCGCGCACGAACGAGGACUUCGAGUACCUUCGUCUUCUCCCUGGCGAUGCGGGCUAUUUACUCUGGCAACUCGCGAUUUCGACAUUUUUGGACGAUAUCAUUCAGGAGGUGACGCGUUUGUAUGCUGAUGGGCAGGGGAAUGAGGAGCGUUUUGUUCAGGAGCUCCGCGACUCUUUUCCGGUGGCCGUCGUUCGUGGUCUGUAGCAGGAUCGUUUUACUGGCGUUUCUAGCACGUCUCGAUACCCUUGCGCCGUUGUGGUGCCGCUUGUUUUUAUCCCGUCGAAUACAGUCCGGGUUUGAUGUUUUCGU
Molecule: messenger RNA, 777 nt
Organism: Aspergillus brunneoviolaceus CBS 621.78
Lineage: Eukaryota; Fungi; Ascomycota; Eurotiomycetes; Eurotiales; Aspergillaceae
Exons: 3
Coding region: 1-672 (223 amino acids)
Source: RefSeq, a predicted model, not a curated record